GAUAUAUGUGUGUAUAUAUAUAAGGUCGCAACUUAGUCUCCAACCAUUGCAAAGACAACAAGCUCAGUUUAGCGAAAGCCGCCGCCGCUGCGGAGCGCGAACCGGUUACUCCAGAACAAUACAAUAGGGUCCGACUCCUCUACGCCCGUUCGACCUGUUCGUUACCUCCGACCGGUAUCGGAGAGAGUGGGGGGAUGGCCGCGGCCGAGAGCAAAGAAGUGCAGGGUGGUUUGGAAUGGCGGGUGAAAGUCCCCGAAGGAUCGACGGCGAAGAUGGAGUCGGAGGCGGCAGCGUUCGAGAGGGCGGCGGCGUGGCUGGUCGGGUGCAUGGUGAUGGUGAGGAUGAAGGUGGUGGGCACUGCAACGAGAGUGUGGAGGAUAGGAGCUGAUGAUCCAAGGAAAGUUAUGCAUGGGCUCAAAGUAGGGCUUGCCCUAACCCUAGUUUCACUCUUUUACUACACCAGGCCUUUGUAUGAUGGUGUGGGAAGAGCUGCUAUGUGGGCUAUUAUGACUGUGGUUGUUGUCUUUGAAUACACUGUUGGUGGGUGCUUGUACAAAGGAUUCAACAGAGCCACUGCUACAUUGAGCGCCGGCGCCCUCGCCAUCGGCGUUCACUGGAUCGCGGCGAAAUCGGGACAUAAAGUGGAGCCUGUUAUCCUCGGUGCCUCAGUUUUUCUACUAGCCUCCACCGCCACCUUUUCGCGGUUCAUACCGACGGUAAAAGCGCGAUUCGACUACGGCGUGACGAUAUUCAUCCUCACCUACAGCUUGGUUGCAGUGUCGGGGUACCGUGUGGAGCAGCUGCUCACGUUGGCGCAGCAGCGCUUGUCGACCAUCGCCAUCGGAAUCUGCAUCUGCCUCCUUGUUUGUGUUUUGAUUUGCCCGGUUUGGGCCGGCCAAGAAUUGCACCUUCUCAUCGUUCGCAAUAUGGAAAAGCUCGCCGAUUCCUUGGAGGGCUCUGUUGAAGAUUACUUCACCGAGGACCGGAUUGCCGAUCCAAAGAGCACUUCGCCCUCACAAAAGUCGCAGGGCUACAAGUGCGUUCUUAACUCGAAGGCGUCUGAGGAUUCACAGGCCAAUUUAGCAAGAUGGGAGCCGGCGCAUGGCCGCUUCGGCUUUCGGCAUCCCUGGAGUCAGUAUCAGAAGGUUGGAGCCGCGAUGAGAUACUGUGCUUACUGCAUAGAAGCCCUCAGUGGCUGCAUCAAUUCAGAGAUUCAGGCACCUGAAUCCAUAAAGAAGCAUCUAAGUGAUGUGUGCAUGAGACUCAGCUCACAGUGCUCAAUGGUCUUGAAAGAUAUGUCAAGCUCAAUCAAGGCAAUGAGAAGGUCUCAGGGGAUAGAUCUCCUAGUGGCAGAUAUGAAUGAAGCAGUUCAGGAUCUCCAGAGUGCUUUAAAAGCACUUCCCAGUCAAUUAAUACAAGGAACAGCUUCUCCACAAAGAGAAGCAGCAUCAGAUGAGAAGCACUCCAUCUCAGUUACUGCUACAUUGCCGCUAAUGGAAGCUCUUCCACUCAUCACAGUAGCAUCACUUUUGAUUGAAAUAUCAUCAAGGAUUGAAGGGGCCGUAAAUGCUGUGGAAACUUUAGCUAGACUGGCAAAGUUUGACGAUCCUACUGACGAUGAAAAGUCUGAAAAAAUGAACAACAUAAGCAACUCAGAGAAAGUCCUUCAAGAGGUCUAAUUUGUUGGAUAUUCAGGAAAAUCCCAUAUCUUAUCUACAGGAAAUAAUGUCGUACAAAUGAAAUUUAGAGGCUCCUUGCUGAAACCAGAUAUGGUGUUUCGCUUUGUACAUGUGAAAUUAGGAGAAACGUGUAUGAACGCCCCUCUAACUAUAUGUUAUUUGAAAACAGAUUAUGCAUUUUUUGUUUAUACUCUUA
Molecule: messenger RNA, 1875 nt
Organism: Ananas comosus (pineapple)
Lineage: Eukaryota; Viridiplantae; Streptophyta; Magnoliopsida; Poales; Bromeliaceae
Product: aluminum-activated malate transporter 10-like
Exons: 5
Coding region: 195-1679 (494 amino acids)
Biological process (GO): malate transport
Cellular component (GO): plant-type vacuole membrane
Source: RefSeq, a predicted model, not a curated record